Molecule: messenger RNA, 3012 nt
Organism: Periconia digitata
Lineage: Eukaryota; Fungi; Ascomycota; Dothideomycetes; Pleosporales; Periconiaceae
Source: the annotation of a GenBank genome assembly
AGAUGGCGUGGAGUGGGACUGGCAGACGGUCGACGCGUAGAAAGGUGCCUACUACUACGUAGCUUGCUUAUCGAUAGCGGAGGGAAACACGACGGGACGCCAACCACCACCACCCCACGCGCUGUCGGUCGGCAUCUUCAAUCUUCACCACCUCGAGCCCAUGAACAGCCAGGGGACCAGACAGCCGGACAUUUACGUGCAGCAAUGCCGCAGCAUGCUGGCGGUGGCAAUGACCACGACCAUGUACUGUGGCGAGAUGCAUUUGCGACCGCCGAUUUGUACAAGUCUUCCUCGCUGUUCGACGAUGCUUCGGCCCACGAAUCAUUGCUCUUUGCGCCGUUGCAGCUAGAUGUGCCAGCCAUCCAACUCAAUCACCCGUACGCCCCAAAAGCACCACUCGACCAGGAGCUGCAUUUGCCAGACCCAGCCACCUUUGAGUUCGGUCCUCUGCCUACACUUGCCGCUCCUUCGGAUCAAUCAACCGUCUCUCUGGAACCUGCCUCCACCGAUACAGACCAUGUACAGGACGACCUAUGGCAGAUUGCUCUGGACCUGGGACCAGCAAACCAACACGUGACCUUCCAUUCAUGGGACGUCUUUGAGGAUCCUACUCAUUCCGAGCAGCAGUCACCUUAUUUUGCCGAAGCCGGUCAGCAACCUUUUGAUGCUUCCCUGGUCACAGAUGAAGCUAAGGCGCCGGCUGGUAGAGUGUUACAGUCCAACCUUCUACUCGAGUCUCUCUGGAACUUGGGCAUUGGUCGCUCGUCCAUUCUCUUCACCUUCAACCCCAAAACGGCUUCCUUUGAGCCUGCUGUAUCAGAUGGAAGAGCGUCUGGUAUUAGCUUGCGCGCCGCCCAGAGCGUUAUCAAUCACUUCAUCGACACUGGCAAUGCUUUCGUCUAUCUGCGAUCUUUCGUGGAGCGUACGGUUGCUACAAUUGCCUCCAUAUCUGCCAGAAUUGCCUUGGCCACGUCCAUAUCGACUAUACUCUCCACAUUUGAACACUACCUCGGCCAACACUCUGCACACAUAUCAUCUCUACUUCAGUUACAGCGCCUUUUUGAGAAGCCUCGCGUCAUUCUUAGCCACCUUUGCCGCGCCGUAGAAACCACCAAGCAAGCCAGGACCAACGAACAACUGUCAUCUAUAUUGCAUCAUCGCGCAUUGGAGGCAGAGGAAGGCGAUGACGGCCUCCGUCUCUUGUCGUCUGAAAUCCUUCGGCGUGUAGCCCAACCAAGUAUGGACAUCGUUGGAGAAUGGAUCGGCAUUCAACAAGAGCAACACACCGCCCCUGUUGCAGAGCGUGGCAGCUUCGUCCAUGUUCAUGACAGCUCAGAGUAUGGUCCUGAAGAGUACGCUUAUCGUUCUGAGGCAAUGCCUGAUUACGUAUCCGUCGAAGAUGGCAGAACUAUAUUUGAAACGGGAAACAGUCUUAGGUUUGUGAAAUCCCAUCAUCCAGAGCAUCCUCUGGCUUCGAUGACCAAGCACUCUGUGCAACCGCCUUCCCUGGAGUGGGGUUUUACGUGGAAGGAUAUUGAAGACAUUUCUCGGAAAGCAAAGGACUACGAGGAAGAGCUGCGAACUGCAAUCCUAGGAUUUUCUAAGGGAAGGGGUUCGACCACAGCUACCACUACUGUGACUAGCUCGAAGCCCACUAAACCUCCCAAUGAGAGUUUAGGUGGAAACGAUUUCGGAGCCUAUCUCAACGAAACUAUGCAGGUCUUUGACGCUUCACCUGGCCAGCCUCAUAAAGAACUUCCUAAUGAGCUUAUGCAGCUUACUGAACGAAUACUGGAUAGUGCUGUUCUGUCCAAAUCAGCUUCAUCGAGUAGCAAAUUUGCCCCUCCUCUAUCCACCACCUCCACACUGUCCAUUCGCCCCCUCCUCACAGCCCAGGCAAAACUGGUAAAUGCAACAACUUUACGCUUGUUCUUUCGCUCCCAUCAACUUCAACUGCACUUUUCACUGCAGCGGCAGUACCAAUUAUUGGGUGACGGCGUCUUUUCUUCACGUUUAGCAUCGGCCCUCUUCGAUCCAGAACGGGAGAGUGCUGAGCGUCAUAAAGGACAGAUGCGUAGUGGAGUGCAUAUGGGCCUCCACUUGGGAUCUCGAGAAAACUGGCCCCCUGCCAGCUCGGAACUGAGGCUUGCGCUCAUGGGUGUGUUGAGUGAAAGUUAUUACUCCUCAGCCCUCUUUCACUCCAUACAAGAUCAAGCAUCGAAGACGGAGCAGCGACGGAAAAAUGAUGAGCUACCGGGACAGCUCAACUUUGCCGUGCGACAGUUGACCGAAGUAGAUAUGGAAAGAAUCAUGGAUCCUUACGGCCUGUACGCCAUCGACUUCCUCCGCUUGCAAUACGUUCCACCGAAUCCUCUCAACCUCGUCAUCAGUUCGUCCGCCCUCGAAAAGUACGAUACAAUCUUCAAAUUUCUCCUUCGACUCCUACGCCUGCUUUAUGUAGUUGGGCGCUUACCCCAGCAGUACGCGGAUGUUGAAUCCCGAUACUUCAGAAUGGAGGCGCACCACUUCGUGACCACGCUUUCCACGUACAUAUUCCAAACCGGCAUAGCCGAGCAUUGGGAUGUUUUUAGCUCCUAUAUCGGGACGCUGGAACGUCGCUUGUCCGAGGAGGACGCUGCUUCUGAACUGGGCACUCACGUCACGGAAAGCCUAGGCACCCUUCGUGACGCGCACGAGAAAUGCCUCGACAGUAUCCUAUUCUCUCUGCUUCUUCGCAAUCGCCAGCGCAAGGUUAUGGCGCUUAUGGAAGAGAUCUUCGAGCUCAUCCUUCUGUUUGCGAAGAGACAGAGUCCGGAGCUGCUAGUCGCGGAAAGUGCAAAGGACCUUUACAUCAAUCUCAAGGGAAAAAUCAGGGUGUUCCUGGGUGUCUGUAGGCAACUAACGGGGAGGAAAGGGUAUGGAAAGGGUAGAGGGACUGCGGAGGAGAACACUUUAGAAAGGCUUAUCGUUUUGUUGGAGAUGAACGGAUACUUUUCCAAGAGCGUCAAUUAA